GCGCGCACGCGCUCGCCAGAUCGCUCCGGCAGGUUGGCUGUACCCCAGCGGUCGGCUUCUCCGCCAGUCUUGUCGGUUCCGCCAGCCGCCUCCACCGGUCGCCCACGCGCCGUUCCAGUCUCCCGAGAAAACACUGGAACUGGUGUCAGCAAUGACGGCUAGAAGACGCUGUUCUGGUCACGGCAUGUAAGGGCCGGUGCUUCGCUCCACCUCGGCUGCUGUGAAAGCAUUUGAGCGCGCCAGCCCGAAGAGAAACCCUUGGGCCGCGAAUCGCCGACCGCACGGUGCUGGCGAACGCACAACCCUGGCCGGCGUCCACGCCGGCGCGCUCCGAAGGCAGAGUCGCCGCGCGAGAGUCGUGCUCUCCUGCACUCUGUACUCAGCGCGUGUGGUGCGCGGGCGUGUCGUCUCUUCUGCAGACAUCGGCGGAGACGUGCCCGCUUUGCCGGCCUGCGAAUUACCCUGUCCGUCCCGAGGUGCCCGCGUCGCUGGCGAGUGCGCAGGGAACCUCUGCCAAGCCCGGCGAAGACAGCCGUCCGGGUGCUGGCGAAAGCGCAGAUCCAUCAUCGCAUGAUCCCGACCGGGUGCCACACCACGUGCUGCCAUCUCCGACCCAAGAACCGAGAGUAGCGGCCUUGAAGUGCGAUGACGCCGAAGUAUCCCGAACCUGCUCCGAGGGCCAAGACAGCUCUGCAACCUUACCCCAGUCCACUAUGUCGGCUGCGAGUGCAUCCCGUGUUAGUGAUAGCGACUGCCUGGACUCUGUCAACGCUCGCCAGAACGGCGGCGAACUUGGGACCAUCUGCGACCCGUCCCCUGACACCACAGAAACGCUCGAUCUGGCGAUGGUGCCCUCCGGCCAGACGUCGCAGGUCAUCGUCGUGCAGGAAUGUGAUGGACCUCAUACCGUAGCAUACCCUCAGGCAUCAGAAUCAUCGCAUCAGAUUAACAAAGACCCAUAUGGUCUUCCUAAAGGAGACGUCGAACUGACUGAAACUCUGCUGAAAACUGCAGACCAUCGUGCCGAUCUUGGAGCAGACGACGACUCCGUAAGGUUGUCCUGCAAUGGGGCCGACCCGCUGCCGGCCAAGAUCGUGCGCGGCCCCGAGAGCGUGGUGGCGGUCAUCGGCGGCCACGUUCACCUCGGCGUCCUCUUCGUCGGCACGCCGCCUCCACGAGUCACCUGGACCAAAGGCGGCAAGUCCCUGCUGCCAGCCGGGGACCGCGUGCACGUCUCCAGCGAGAGACGCUGCAGCUCCGAGCUGCGCAUCCGGGACGCCUGCUGCGACGACAGCGGGAAGUACCAGGUGGUCGUGGAGAACAGUCUCGGGAGCGACUCCGGCUUCGCGUCCGUCAAGGUGGAAGGUCCCCCUGAUCCACCGGCCGAGGCCCCUCGAGCGGUCGCCCUUCCAGGCGGCGCCAUUGAGGUGACCUGGUCGUGCUCGCCGUUCGACGGCGGCUGUCGCAUCCAGCGCUACCUGGUGGACGCGUCUCCGGCGUCGGCACAGCCCCGCGCCUGGAGCCGCGUAGCCGCGGUGCUCAGCACCUGCUGCCGGCUCGCAGAUCUGCCGCCGGCGACCGCGUACGUGUUCGUCGUGCGCGCGCAGAACGCGCGUGGACUGAGCAUGGCGAGCGCAGAGUCGCCGCCCGCCGCGCCGAUGCCACCCGACGGGCCGUCCACCGCUGGAAGAGGCGACGACGGAGAGCUGGACGACGAGAUCACCGAACCACCAGGCCUUCCUGUUACGAUGCGGCCAGGAGAGGAGUUCAGCCAAAACUACCACGUGCACGAGUCGGUGGGCAGGGGUCGCUUCGGCGUGGUGCACCGGUGCACGCGGCUCGCGGACGGCACCGACGCGGCGGCCAAGAUGGUUCGCUGCACGCGCGCCGCCGAGCGCGACAGGAUGCGCCACGAGCUGGCCAUCUUGAACCUGCUCCGGGGACACCCACGGCUCUUACGGCUGCUGGACGCCUACGAAAAGCCACGGGAGAUCAUCCUUGUCACCGAAUACGUGUCCGGUGGAGAGCUCUUCGAGCGGGUUAUAGCCGACGACUUCGUGCUCACGGAGUGGGACUGCGUCCUGUUCCUGAGGCAGAUCUGCGCGGGCAUGGCCUACAUGCACAGCAGACACGUCAUCCACCUCGACCUCAAGCCCGAGAACAUCCUCUGCCAGAGCCAGGUCGGACACAAGAUCAAGCUGAUCGACUUCGGCCUGGCGCAGCUGUACGAGCCGAACUCUAGCCUCCGCGUGAUGUUUGGCACGCCAGAGUUUGUGGCCCCCGAGGUCGUCAGCUACGAGCCGGUCAGCCCUGCCACCGACAUGUGGAGCGUCGGCGUCAUCUGCUACGUCCUACUUUCCGGGUUGUCACCGUUCAUGGGCGACUCGGAUACGGAUACCUUCAACAACAUCGUCAGGGUGGAUUUCGACUUCGACGACCCAGUCUUCGAGACCAUCUCCGCCGUGGCCAAGGAUUUCAUGUGCCAACUCAUCGUAAAGAACCCCAGGAAGCGGAUGUCUGCGGAACAGUGUCUGGAGCACGAGUGGCUGUGUGUAGUGCCCAAGCGCGGCGCCAGCUCGUUGCCGCUACCCACGGACAAGCUCAAGAAGUUCGUCGUCCGCAGGAAGUGGCUGAAGAGCGGCAACGCACUGAAGGCGCUGAGCCGCAUGACAAACAUGAGCGGCCAGCGACCGGCUGCCCAAGGUGACGAGGCGUCCGUCCUGCUCGCCUGUGAGGAAGACGCGCCGGUCUCGCCGCCGCCUUGCGACACGGCACACGCCACCGUAGAAGAGGAAGACUCCAGUGCUGGUGAUAACUGAGUGUCCACCAUUACGGCUCAAAGGGCCUUUAGAACACAGCCCUUUUUUGAGAACCUUCGCGAGCACCAAACUCUGUCCCGCCAUUGUUUGCCCUCCUUCUGCCAUUGCCUUUGUAACGGUGAAUCACACUUUCUGUAUAACACUGUCUUUAAGUACUGUCUAAGUGUGCCAUGUUGCAUGUGUGUUUAAAUCUUGUUGUCGUUUGCUCACCUUCCCCUACUUACCCUGUGCGUAUAACCUCGUCUCCUGUGAUUGUGCUCGGGCCGUGAAAAUGAACAGUUCCUCAGAGCUAGACCAAAUUUUAGUAGUAUGCAGAAAGCCGAUGAGAUUUUCCAGGAAGUACAACGUUUUAUUUUUGUCCGAAUGUUUUUUCUUGUCAUAUUUAUGGCUGUAAGCUUAUUAAAGAGUAAAUAAAUUCUGCAAACAGG
Dermacentor silvarum is the source of this 3247-nucleotide messenger RNA. Its product is annotated as myosin light chain kinase, smooth muscle-like. The record is from RefSeq and is a predicted model, not a curated record. The transcript is spliced from 13 exons. Lineage: Eukaryota; Metazoa; Arthropoda; Arachnida; Ixodida; Ixodidae. Gene Ontology annotation, molecular function: protein binding; ATP binding; protein serine/threonine kinase activity. Gene Ontology annotation, cellular component: nucleus. Bases 714 to 2819 code for a protein of 701 amino acids. Gene Ontology annotation, biological process: intracellular signal transduction; protein phosphorylation; positive regulation of apoptotic process.